Messenger RNA from Caenorhabditis auriculariae, 6028 nucleotides. The record is from the annotation of a GenBank genome assembly. Lineage: Eukaryota; Metazoa; Nematoda; Chromadorea; Rhabditida; Rhabditidae.
AUGCUCGUCGAAAUUUUAUGCGCUUUGCUCGUCGCUUUUGUGGGCUUCUACACUUACUGGUUGGUUUUUCCUUCUCUAUAUGCGGUCGCUUAGAAAGUUUUUGCUCGUCGUUUAUUCGAUUUCUUUUGUGAUUAGAAAUAGAGAAUUGAUUGAUUGAUCAGUAUUAGUUGAUUCUGACUUUCUUAGCUUGAAUUUCAGCUUUCAAGUAGUUUUUGUACUUUAUCUUGAGCUCAUUUUCUUCUAUACUCCCUCUGUAUUAUGUCUCAGUGAGUUUCUUAUGAUUCCGAUUUUUCGAAAAUUGAUAACGGCUUCUGAGAAAGUCAUAUGAUUCUCAAAAACCCGAAACCAAAAAGUUGAUGGUUUUUACGUUUCUCUCCGUUGUCUCAACCCCACCUGAAAAUAGAAAGGAAAUUACUUCUGUCCCAUUUUUUCACUCAUUAGCUUCUCUUUCUGAUGCGCUUGAUAUGAAGUGUCUUCCAUAUUUCUUCUUUCAAUAUACCCUGAAGUCAUGUUCUAAUCUAAGGGUGUCAUCGUACACUCAAUGAGAUUUUAUCAAGUUCUAUGCGACUUUUUUCUCAUUACGAUUUUUUGUGAGAUUCAGAUGCUCGAAGUUCAAUUAGGUCUUCAUUAAAAUUAUAAAUUUCUUACUCUGCAGGAUGACAGUGGUGGUUCCAGCGGAGGUUGAGGACCGCGAAGCUGAAGCCGCCGUCAAUGAAUGUGAGUUCACAAAGCUCUGAGGGUCAGAUAAGUAAUUCGAGUUCAUGGAAAAAACAAGUUGAGUUUUUGAACUUUAACGAGUAGAAAACUAAAAUUUCUUCGAAUUUUUUACUUGAAAAAGAAAUUCAUUCAGUUGUUGGAUGGUGCGAUUCUAAUAUUCAUUUCAAUCAGUGAUAAGAUUUAAAGUAAGGAAAUUCGUUUUUCAAUAAACUGCUAACGCUUCCCAAUAGAAAAAAAAACAUUCUCAAAUGGGUUUUUUCUAUUGUUCACAUUUCGUUUAAACUUUUUUUUGACCUUUUUGUCGAGUGAAAUUUGAAAAUCUUAUUCAGCGCCGAGCAAAAAAGGCGACCGUGCAAUUACGACACUGGUCGAUGGUUCCUCGACUUUGGUUAUUUUGUUCGGCUGGGCUGGAUGUCGAGAUCGUUACUUGGCUAAAUACGCUCAAUACUACGAACAGUCGGGGUGGGUGAUUCAAUUUAAAAUUUCAGGCAUUUAUUCGUUGUUCGUCAAAUCAAAAAAACCAAGUUUUUUGCCUUCAGAACGUUUUUUUAGGUUUUCAUUUAAAAAUAAUUUUUUUGAGAAAAAAAGAAGAAAAAAAUUUGGAAACCAUCGAAAAAAAUUUACAAGAAAUAUGCGAAAACAAGAGUAAAAAUCAAAACUUGUCGCUAGACGCUCCAAGGAAGCACCAGAACAUUGCGUGGGAGAUAAGUCGUUUCCCUGAGAAAAAUUCGGCCCUAUUGAUUUUUCGUUCAUGCAUACGGAAGAUGUCAUUUCUUGGAAAGUCGAUCGUGAAAGAAAAAAGUUUAACGCAGGCUUUUUGUGGGUUUUAAACUAGGAUUUUUCGAAGAAGAAAGGGAGCGGGAUAUGAUUUAACAAUAACAUGAAAAAAGGAAAAUAGACGCUGUACUGAAUUCAGGAUUGAUUGGACGUUUUUUAUACUUAACUCCUACUUCGAAGAUAUGUUCAUGACUCGGGAUUUUCUUUCUAAAAAUAGAUAUUUUUCAUAAAUUCUCGUAUCGUGCAUAUCAUUUUAAUACAGAAUUUCCCCAUUUUUCUUCGUUUUUCGAUAACAGAAAUCUUCAAUUUUCGUUUCUUUACAGGGUUUCGACGAUUCGUUUCACGGCGCCAAUCGCGAAAAUCCGCUCUUUCGCCUCGUAUCGAGCUUUCGCAAAAGCUUUUCACAAAAACCUCCUCACUUCUAUUCCCUCGCAAAAAUUGCCUAGGAAUAUUUAUUUCCACACGUUUUCUAUGAACGGCGUCUCGUUGUUCGCCGCUUUUUGGGACUAUGUGUCGAAAAAUGAGGACGCAGCCAAGAUAAAGAAAUCAACGAGUGGGAUCAUAUUCGACAGGUAAUUUUUUUUUAUUAAUGAGUCACAUGUUUAGGCGUUUUCAAGAGGCGUUAUUUAAACGUUUGAAAUAAGAAUUACAGUUUGAAAGCAUACAUGUAAAUGAGUGAACCUGGCGUCAGCCAAGUCCCCCCCUCGGAGCCAAAGCCAAGUUCGCCGAAAGCCAACUUUUCUAGUUAACGGAAUCUUCAACGGUUGACAAAUAAUCUCAGAGAUAAAACGAUGCAUCCGCUGAUAAGUUCACGCAAUACUAAUCAGAAGCACGUUCAGUAGUCCGGCAUUCACCUCGCCUUCGCAAAGCGCAAACGCCGUCUCUUUCGCCACUCUGCCGCCAUCGAGUUAUCCGUCGGCUCUGCGGGAAUCAUAUCGCGCUGUUCUCUUCACCUUUUUCUCCUUCCACAGGUUCCCACUUUCAUUUUUUCAACAGUAAUCCAGAACAAAAUAAGGUUCCUUUCUUUUUACUAUUAGGUUGUUUACUAAGUUUCUUUCUUUUUUGAAGGACUUUUUUUUUAAAAAAGUUUUCAACCAGAAAAGCACUUCUCACAAUUUUUCUUCAUAUAGUAUUUACUACUACACAUUCUGAAGUGCAGAUUAAAACUAACUGUAUUCCUAUAACACUAUGCAGAAAAAAGAUACAGAACUUUGUCCGAACUCGAAAAAUCUCGAUUUUUGGAAAGUUUUGCGAAUUUAUUUUUUAUCUUACUUUUUCAAUCUUGUCAUUCGAACAAGUUACAUAAAACGUAAACUGAGGUCGUGUGCUUGCUCGUGAAAGUUUUCGUUUGCUUCCAAAAAAACUGAGAAAUGAGUUAAUUAUUCAAAAGCCAGACCAUACAUAUUUAUGAUUGGCCAACAUUGUUGAAACAAUGCGCGUCCUGUUUUCGUUUUAUUUUCCCCGAAGUACAUUUGUAAUUAUCUAUCAGAUUUGAGGUUUUGAAAAAAAUUAUAGGAAUAACAUUAGCCACCGGCAGCUACCGUGAAACUCGAGGAUUUAAUUUUACAGCCUUUUUUCAUCAAAAAAUGUUUAUAGCACGGGGGCAGUGGUUUAUGUCCUCUCUCAAAUUUUCUGUUCUUUUGCUAUCUCUCAAGUUAAUAAAAAAACAAGUACAACAAAGGUCACUGCAGCCAUGUGUCAAUGCAGAAGUGGUUCAACUGAGUUUUUCCGGCCUAAAAUUUUGAGAAACGGUAGUCAACUGAAAUGACAGCUUGAUGAACUUCUGGAGGCUCUCUGACGGCGUCAAACGUUUAGACCUUCUGAAGAAAACGUGACUGAUACAGACCAUGUCUGUACUAAAUAACCACAAAAAAUCAAAAUCAACCUCGAAGCCGUUCAUGAGAAAAGCGUCUAAAUGUUCAGCGACCAUGUCAUUGUCAUUGAUCACUGGCCGAAACUUUUAAAGAAAAAAGAUUUUUAGGCUGGUGUUUUUGUUUAAAAAGUCAGUUUGCCUUCUCUAUCUGUACUUCCAUCCUCCCUCGUUGUCAUCAACUACAAAACAUUGAAUCAUACAUUUUUUUUAGAAGAAACAAAAAAAAAAUGUUUCUAAGAGGGGUUGAAAUUGAGUUAGUUGCCCUUUUUUGAGUAUAUCAUUGCUCGUUUUAAAGUCAGGAACUCCAAAAUUAACAUUCACGUUAACAGAUAGCUGAGGAUGACGGGGGAAAAAUGGCUUGCUGUUUGAAUCCAAAAUUGAAAAGUUAUACACCAAGUAACUUUCAACCGAAAAAAGAAAGAAACUUAGUAAACGACCUAAUAAUUAGGAGUUUCUCAAUCCAUUUUCAGGAGAUAAAAAAUAAAAACGGGUCUUUUUUCCAGCAAAACCAAUGAUAGUUUGAUUUUAAAAUGCCGUGUUCGAAGUGAUUCCGCGAAGUUCGAAAGAGCCGUCAUAAAAAGAAAAACAUAAUUUUUAAUUUUGCAAAAGUCGAUUAAAAUACGGUAUAAAACUAUCAAAAUACCACCAACAUGUUACAAAAUCGUCAAUCUACAUUUGCAAUUUUCAGAUAUUUCAAUAUUUAAAAUUUUCCACUGAAAGCGUUUUCACGUUUCCAUAUUUCAGAGGGGUGAUGUGGCUGCGCUCUUUGGUUGAAAAGGACGUCUACGAGAAGCAUUUCGCUUAUUUCAAAAUGCUCACUUUCGACGAUCUGCCCAAGAAGCAGCUGUACAUCUACGGACCUGCUGACUUAGUACGAAUCUUUGAAAGUUUUUUCUUGUUUUCUUUUAGGAACUUUCAGCAUUCUGAGAUGAGUUAUCCAUAGAAAAAAAAAAUCUCUACUAUUGUUUACGCUAUUUUUUUAAAGCGGAAUUACAUUUUCUUUUGUUUUUACGAAACUUUCAGUGGGCCUAGUAAAUUGAGCGUUUUUUUUUUCAAUUUGAUGACUAUUUUUACCUGAAAAAUCAACUCAGUUCCUGUCUUUUUUUUUGCCUCCGAACGCCUUCUGAAGCUCAAAAAAGUCGCUGGUCAAAGUUUACCCUAUCAAAUGGCCAAUUUUCACUGAGAUGAUGAAAAAACUGUUUGUUAAUUAAUACAUGUAGUUGAUAAGGUGUUCAUUCAUUUCAUUCAUUUCAUUCAUUUUCUUAUCGAAUUUUGUCAUUUUUGUCUUUGCUCCUGGUUUUUGAAUGUCUAAAGUUGUCUAGGAGCUGGUAGAAAUGACUAGAGAAAGUAGAUCGGAGCAUUUUUUUUUCCUGUGACGAAGUUUCGAAUACUUUACUGCAUCAAUGUUUUUCGAUCGCGUCCGGCAUGAUGUGUCAGUUGAAAAAAAAGAGACAUUCGGAACAUUUGGCCGCUUGUUUCCGCUAGCCACAAGUGCGCUCAAAUAAACAGAUAACUUUGAGAAGCAAACGAUCUUUCAAAAUAAGCUCAGGCUCCCGUGAACGAAGAAAGUUGAAUUAUGACGUGACCUCAAAAUUUGGCGAGAAUCUCUGAAACUUAUUUUAUUAUCCUCUUUUUUUCUGAUAAUAUCUGAGUGUUUCAGUCGAUUCACUUGUCGAAUUUGACUUCAAGGCCUCUUCCAAAAUAUUUCAUUUAAUACUCGUACUUUGAAAAUUAUCUCCUGAUACAAGUUUUUCUGACUUUUUUUUGGGCUUUCGUCUCUUGCUCUUUUUAUUAUAUAAUGAACGACACUGAGUUGGAAAGUUUAAAGAAAAAUUAGGAGCCGAUAUUUUGGUUGAUAUGUAACAGGGAUGCAUGAGACGAGGAUUUUUUUAUCUCGAGACGAGAUCGAGACUAUUUGAAAUGAAAAAAAUACAAUUUUUUGUAUCGAAAUAACACUUGUAAACGACCAAAACUCAAAAAUUUGCGAAAACCUCUCUUUAUUAGGAGAGAUAUUACGCAAAAUCUGAAUUCAGACAGUUUACUGUGCUGUGAUUUUGAUCGCUUUGAGUAGGUGACGUUACAACCGCAACGUCAUAUAUGACGCCUUAUUUCGAACUUUCAGCGUAAAAGUCUUUUUUUUUUCCAUGUCGAAAUGUCUCGAGACGAGAUCGGAUUUAUUUCUGCAUCUCGAGACGAGGCGAGAUCGUCAAUUUUUUAACCGUGACGAUAUCAUGUCUCGUGCAUCCCGAUAUUUAACACGACUUUUUCACACAUGGCUCUCACUAGGCUACCACUAAAUUAUCAGUUUCUGAAGGUUUUUCCGUAGAAAUAUAUCUUGAUUAAUUUCUGAUAUUUUUUUUUCGACAAGUAUAAGUGAUAUAAUGAUACUGAUCGAUAAUAUUUGAGGUUUGCUCGGAAGAGUCGAUCGAAGAGUUCGCCAAGACGAUGGAGGCACGUGGAGUUGCGACGUCCAAACUGAGACUUCUGGACUCGCUCCACUGCCAGCACCUUCGUACGCAUCCGAAGACGUAUGCCAGCGAAUGUCUGGAUUUCGUUAGAUCGGGCAAUUUGCCGGAGUCGCACAGCCGCGUCGCUCUCGAGGCGCGAACUCCAGAAGAACUCGCCUGUGAAGAGAUCCCCGAAGAGCUCGCGAUGUACUGA